Messenger RNA from Parathielavia appendiculata, 956 nucleotides. RefSeq lists its product as uncharacterized. The record is from RefSeq and is a predicted model, not a curated record. The transcript is spliced from 2 exons. The annotation marks the transcript as partial. NCBI's taxonomy places the organism in Eukaryota, Fungi, Ascomycota, Sordariomycetes, Sordariales, Chaetomiaceae.
GUCAGAGCGCCUUCCGUAUGGGAGGAUCACGGACUUGCACCUGACUAACACGUCAUUAGCCUGCAAUCCCUGGCCACACUGCUGAGUUUGAAUCUUGAGAGUCUUCCGAAGCUGAAAAUCGGCUGCUUGUUGUGUCGACACGGUUCCAUGAUCAUCCGAACCGGCGAAACUGUCUUGCGGGACGACUCCUGUUACCGACUUUCACGACAAUAAACUGAGGACCAAGGCUAGCCUGAUCGGAAAUGGCUUCGGACGGCAAUCAAGGUCAACUAGAGCUGCUUGAAACUUCCACCAAAAGCAGGCCACGACGGACCUAUUCUCACAAGGGAAGGACGAGUUGGGCGGUGUCUCUUCCCGCACUCAAACCGAGUUCGUCCUCUGUUAGUUGUCGCUCAAAUGCGCAAAUGCAUGCUGACUCUGCCGCCUCUCUAGUCACCUCGCCAGUGACACCAGCCAGUCACUCACAAACCUCACCAGCCUCCGAAGAGUCUGAUGUCUCAGACGCCGAAGAAGACGAAGAUGACGAUUUUCUCAUUCUCUCAGGACAAGCCUUCGCCAAUAAUACCAAACACGACCGACGCACGGGGAAUGGAAUGAGGAGCCUUCGCCGCCGCCCGUUCCUAAUCUUCGACAAAACUGAAUCCAAAGGCUACAAGCAACUGAAGAAUGAGCCUCGGCCUGCAAAGACGCCCCCAGUAUCCCGGUACCAACCAGGUGAUGGAUUCUCGGGUCGUGAAGCCAAACCAAACGGCUCAACCCUCCUGGUCCGCACAGGCAAGCUCUCCAUCGCCAGACCACACGUGGGGAUCCUCGACCUGACGCAAUCUGAACCGGCACUAACCAAGAAGAAACGGAACAUUCGAAAGGCUAACCUCGAUGACAACUCGUUUAUGGCUGCCCCAAAGAAGAAGACUCGGCGGCCUCUCCAGCCAAAGGACCCCAACCAGCCGCUAAAA